Molecule: messenger RNA, 1529 nt
Organism: Acanthaster planci (crown-of-thorns starfish)
Lineage: Eukaryota; Metazoa; Echinodermata; Asteroidea; Valvatida; Acanthasteridae
Source: RefSeq, a predicted model, not a curated record
UGUAUCCUCAACUCAGCUGCUGUCGGCUAUAGUAGGAGAGAAACGUGUUGCUGUGUCUUCUUCACUUUAUUUCUUUUACAUCAAAAUUCUUAGUUUGAUUGAUAUUGUAGAAAUACCACAAACUUAAGAGAAAAAAGGAGUUACAAUACGACCACUGAGUGGGCCCUGGUGCCCGGUGAGUAGUGAGUACAGCAAGAUGUCUGCUCCAGUGAGCACCAUGACGACACUGCCCAGAUUGACUACUCAAGAGACGCCGGUGGGUGUGGUGCCUUCAUCAAUAGCUCCCUCCAUGGUUCGCCGUUCCAGCUCUAAGACGUUUAUUGAAGACUCUAGUAAGGGCAAGGGCUUGUCCAGAUCCUGGGAUGAGAGGUUGUCACGGACAGCCAAUGGGAACAGAUCCCUGCCCCGGAUAAACCCACUCCAUCCCCAGCGGCUAGGCCGAACAGUGACUCUAGAGACAACAGAUGCACAUUAUCAGAAUGAACUCAGAAGUUUACUGAUGAAGAGAGAACAGUACCACCGAUCUCACAACAGGUGGAUGAAGCCAUUCUAUGGAUCUAAGGUGGAGCAAGAGGUCUAUAGGAAAGACACAAGGGAAGUCUUGAAGAGCCAGAUGUCAGAGCGAGAAGACUCAUACCGACGAUACUUGCUAGAACGCAUGGAUGAGAGCGACCGUGCCAUCAACUUUGACAAGAAAUGCUUGGAGGAAGACAAGGUAGCAUUCCAGAAGAAGUCGGCAUUCCUCCGACAAUUCAGAGACGAGAACAAAAGGUUAAUGGAAUUAAAAGAACAACAAAGGAAACUGAAUCGAUUACACUCCAACCAAAGUGAAGUCGAGUUGCUGCGUUACAACCCAGUCAACUGGAGCCAGACAUUACGUUAAAACAUUCUUCAUUCAUUCACACCAAAUACUACCAGGACUGUUACUAACCAAAGAAUCAAAUAAUUCAAUUUCCUUAAUCAUUAUAGGUUUUUGCAUUAAUGAAGGAUGGUUUAGUUGAUUUACAAAACAAAGAAACACAAGAUACAUUGAGAAAAAUUCUGCCAAAAUUGAACAAGACAAAAAAAGACAGAGGCACUGGAAACAUGUAAUAAUCAUGUGGAAAGUAGAAUUGCUUACGAAGUGCAUGCCCUUGAGUGCAAAGAGAUAUGUGCCAAAAAUUGUUACAUUUCAGUCUUCACAAAAAUGAGACCACCAAAUUGUUCUACAUGGUAGCCUUUUUUUAAUUGGUCGUUGUUGCAUGAUCAAUUUUUUGAGAUGAAGCAGCUUCAGACGCCGGUGGUGUUUUGAAGGUUGACUAUGCAGUGUUCUUUUGUUUGACUGUCUUGCAAACAUGCAUGAUGCUUGUUUGAAGUGCUUACAAUUAUGACAUGUACAUGUAUUAUUGCAAUGUGUUAUUACUGUGCGACAAUGCAAUGAGCAGUUACUGCUUCACGUAUAAGGCCCUUUCACACUAUCUUAUAUCGUCGUAUUGAACCAGAAUCAAACCUUGCAAUUUUGGAAAUCCAUCAUGGCCUGUAGAUGGGUC